ACUCACACCUCCUCCCGCUGACAGACAGUCUCUCUCCGAGCAGAGGCUGUGUGUGACGGCUCUAGUCCACGCUCCAUGCCAGCGUCUGGUUCUUCUGACUUUCUAUUUUAAAGAUAUCUUAACCCGUCUUCAGUCAGACGUCAUUAUUGACCUAGAAAACAGCACGUGAACAGGUUUCUUUUCUUCCUCUGGUCAACCUGAGUCGGUCUGUGUGGUUGACUGAGUCUGAGCGUCCAUCCUGUGGUUGGCUGGUCUCUGCGGUGUUUUAACAGACUUUGUUAUUCCUUACUGGCUCCAGUUUGUGGAACAGUGGGUGAAAGUUUAAACUGGAAGAGUUGGGCAUCAGAAAAAAGUCUUAUAAGACCAGAAACCUCGACUGCUGACAGGAAAAGUCCUCAAGUUGUUACCAAUGGAGCUCCGACUGACAGAUAAUCUGAGGUUUGCGUUCAUCUUGAUCAUCCUCUUCUCUAGAGGUUCAAGUGAAAAUGACCAGGACUUGAAGUUUUGUGGCACCUGGCGCCAUGGCAAGGCCCCCCUCAGCCUGAACGUCAACCUCUCCCCAGGCUGUAGUAAUAUCUCAAUCUCAGCUAAUCAGAGCUCUCUGUCCAUCAAUGGGAAGAUCACAGCUCAGUGUAAGCGGUCGGAUGUGAUUCCCCUCGAGCAGCUUGGACUUGAUUCAGAGGAAACUCCAUUCUGUCUCUACUGGGAGCCGCUACUGGACCAGUUGCAACUGGAGGUCGGAGGAAAGAACCUCACUCUGUGCUGGCCUGCCAGCAUGCAUGGCUCCUGCUGCACUGAUCUGUCUAAUGGUGCCAAAGCACCCGAAGCAUCCUACGGCAUCGCCAAUGGGGCGAUCAAAGAUGAUCUCUCUACACACAAAACACUGACAGCCUACAUGUUCAAAGGAGAGUCCGUCGACUGCAAAGCAUUAUGUGAUCAACGGAACCAGGGAUCCACCCAAGUCAACAUGGCUGGUACGGUGGUGAAUAUUGAGCAUCCGUGCGCCCGCAGCUCGGAGGUGGAGAUGAAGGAGGAUAAUAGAGUCUACAACGUCACAUCGCCUGCCACUGAAGGUGUUUCUGCAGAGUCCGCUACCACUGUCCAUCUCCCACCUGCUCUAAAGCAAGCUGCAAAGACGACUAACAAAGUAGUCUGCACUUUCUUCAAAAACAACUCGCUGUUCCAGGAGGGUCCCAAGGAGGUCAAGAUUAUUGAUGAUGUGGUGGAAAUCACGAUGGAGAACGAGAUCAUCACUGAUCUGUCGGAGCCAAUUAGGAUUGGCUUUCACCAUAAUGUCAUAUCUAAAAUGUAUUCAAGGAAGUGUGUUUCAUGGGACACCAGAAAAGAUCCGUUGCAGGUCAAUUGGUUGGUGGAUGGAUGUGAGACACAACAGAAAGGAGAAGAACACACCGAGUGCCUCUGUAACCAUCUGACUUACUUCAGUGUACUAGUGCAAAUGGAGCCUCGCCCAGUGCGCCACCUCCUGGCACUGACCGCCAUUACAUCUCUGGGCUGUGCAGUAUCCGUGAUCAGCUGUGUCGCUCUCAUCAUUUAUCUCUGCAGUAAGAGGCGAUCUAAGGAGCAGUCCAUACCCAUCCACGUGGGCUUAGCCGUGUCCCUCGCCAUCCUCAAUCUGCUCUUCUUCUUUACUGGCGUCCUGGCCAACGUGGGAGGGGAGAGUUUGUGCGUCUGGGUCGGUGCAGGUCUCCACUACGCCCUACUCAGCUCCUUCACCUGGAUGGGCAUAGAGGUUUUCCACACCUGCUGGUUGGUCUACAUGGUUUUCAGCCCCUCCCCGAAGCCCUACGUAUGGAACCUGAUCGGCUUCGUUGCUCCUGCUGUUCCCAUAAUCAUCUUGGCUUCAGUAGGGGACAUAUAUGGACUGAGAGAGGUGGUGCCAAGCGAUGACGUCUCCAAUCCUUAUCUGAUGUGCUGGAUGAAAGCGAACCACAAGGCCAUGCUGGCCCACUAUUUCACCAAUAUGACAGUCCUGGCCGUCCUGGUGUUCUCGGGCAUCGUGAUGCUCAUCGUGGUCUACAUGGAGAUCCGUAACAGGGAUGAAUGGAAGAAGAACCGUGUGGCUUUCUUCAGCAUCUGGGGCCUCAGCUGCCUCUUUGGGACAACUUGGGGUCUGACCUUCCUCAACUUGGGACCCCUCUCUGACUUCGUCCUCUUCCUCUCCUGCAUCCUCAACUCUUUUCAAGGUUUCUUCCUGAUGCUGCGGUUCUACGUGCUGGACCGGAUGAGGAAACAUGCUGGUGGCUCUGCUCUACGCAGCUCCAGCACCGGGUCUACCAGGCAACAAAUGCUAUCGGCCCCGGAGAAGUUAGAUGGACAUCAAAGCUGCAGCAGUCGAGCUAUCUAUUCUUAUCAAAGUAAAUAUCAAAAUGGAGAAGAACUUUAAACUGUAGAUUGAUGCACUGUAUCUUCAGCUGAAUUUCUGUUGUCGGGCGUGGCGGUAACUGCUGAGUGAAGUGACAUCCCACAACUGAAGACAAAAAGCAGUGAGCGAGCUCUCCGCACAGCCUACACCUCUCAUUCUUCUGGUAUCCUCUGGCAUUAAACAUCACAGACCAACUGUGGUGGUAAACACACAUUCACAGACACCGCCAGCUUACCAAGCUAAUUGGGCUUAAUCAGUCAUUCUUGUGGGUGCAAAUUGUGUUCAUUAGUCAUCUCAUGAGGUGAAGAAUUACCAGAUUUUUUAUCCUUUUUUUUGGGGCAUUAAUUGAUUUUUGUUUAAUUUGAGCUACAGAUUGAACGUGGAUGGCGAUUAUCUUAAUAUAAUGAAUGAACGCCUUGCUGGAAGUACUUUUAAUCAACAUCAUUCACUUUGCAGUCAAAACUGGUUAAAUAAAACGUGAUUACUUGAUCUCAUCUUCUCUGGGACAGUGGAGAAGAAAUGACACCAUCACUCAGGAACUCAUAUAUACAGGCCUGGAGCCUGUAUUUGUAUAAUACCUAGACUGGAUCUAGUUACAGAAGGGAAAGAAUUUAUUAAAGAUUUUAAAUUGUAAGCUGGAUAUAGCUUUAUUUCCAGACAGGGACAACGUGGCUAUGUUAAAUGAUUGCGAGUUACUGUGCUGUGAUUUCCAUUCAAUUGUCUGCAAAGAAAUAUGAUACGUUAUCGAAGCUUUCCUCCAACCUUAGAUAAGCUUUUUAUUUUUUAUUUUGUACUGUGUAAGUGUUUGUUUUACAGCUAAUUUAUAGUCUUUUUAGCACUUUAGAUUUUCAAUCUUUAAAAAAAAAAAAGUAUUUAGAACCUCAGUGAGUUGUCUUUUUUAUUGUUUUGCAUAGAAGACAUUUCAUAUACGGUAUGUGCACACAACAAAAUAAUAGCUGAAUGUUUUAUAAUAGAUGACUCCAUAUUUGUUUUUUCCAGGCCACAUUCAGACCUUCAGUCAACAUAAUUAAAAAACUGUAAUAAUUAUCAGGUCUUCAUCUUCAAAAUGGCUCGAUUUGCGUUUAAACUGAGUUAAUUUAAACCAUAUCUGGUUGGCAGAAUGUGGUCCAAUUUUAGAAUAAAAAUGUCAUAUACCUGUAUAUAUCAUUUUGUUGAAUAAGACAUUUAUUUCAUCUCCAGCAGAACCCAAGAGAGUUUCUAGAUACUGUGAUAUUUGCACUUCUUUUUUAUUUUCUAAGGUGAACAUGUACGUCACUCAAAUGAUUGUGUAUGGUUGAGUUUUUGUGGAUGUAAAUAUAGUAUUAAUAAAGAUCUUUUUGGUUAAAA
This is a messenger RNA of Sebastes umbrosus (honeycomb rockfish), 3730 nucleotides long. It is a transcript of the gene adgrg1, whose product is annotated as adhesion G protein-coupled receptor G1. Gene Ontology annotation, cellular component: membrane. The record is from RefSeq and is a predicted model, not a curated record. The transcript is spliced from 15 exons. Gene Ontology annotation, molecular function: G protein-coupled receptor activity. Gene Ontology annotation, biological process: adenylate cyclase-activating G protein-coupled receptor signaling pathway; cell surface receptor signaling pathway. The coding region runs from base 410 to 2404 and encodes 664 amino acids. Lineage: Eukaryota; Metazoa; Chordata; Actinopteri; Perciformes; Sebastidae.